This is a messenger RNA of Fopius arisanus, 2924 nucleotides long. It is a transcript of the gene FLASH, whose product is annotated as Serine-arginine repetitive matrix 2/3/4. The transcript has 3 exons. The coding region runs from base 270 to 2855 and encodes 861 amino acids. The record is from RefSeq and is a predicted model, not a curated record. Lineage: Eukaryota; Metazoa; Arthropoda; Insecta; Hymenoptera; Braconidae.
CCUGAAAACGUAAUUGUUAUUUAAAAAAUCUAAGUUAUGAAGUUGUUAAUUUGGAUAGUGGAGAAAACAAUAAUUACUCAGUUCUGGUGCACGUAAUAUUUUUUUUAAUAAAAAAUUUCAUUUUGAAUCUGUCGAACGUUCACCUCUGGCAGCUCAACAGUGCGACAGACUGCGCAUUGGAUGCGACACAGUCAUCGACAAUAAAAUAUAAUAUUUAAACAAAUAGUUUCAAUCAACCCGAGAAUCUUUGUGAAAAUAAAGCCAAAGUGAUGGAUGACGAGAUCGAUAUUUAUGGAGAUCUGGAUGACUUCGAUGAAGACAAGUUUGAGAUUACUCCUGAGGGAGUCAAAGAGUUGCAGGAAGAGAAUACCGAGUUGCAGAGAAAAAUUGAAGAGCUCAGGGAUGAAUUGGAGAAGAUAACUAAAUACUCUAAAUCUCUGGAGACCAAUAUAUCGUCUCUUCAUAAAACAGCCAAAUUAGAAAUUUCAAGAAAAGAUAGGAUGAUCUCAGAGCUUCGCCAGGAAUUGGACAACGCAGCUUUCAGACGAAAUAAUAAUUUCCGUAUUCCGAAGAUAACUCCAAGACCUUCAGUCAUCUCUCUGCCCCCGAAAGAUGAAUCGACUUGCACGGAAAUAAAGAAAGAAGUUAAUGAUACAAUAAAGAAGGAGGAAACGGAGUACAGCAGCCCGUUGAUCAACGAAGACGAGGCAGAAGAUGAAGAGUAUUUUUAUCAAUCGGAGAAUAUUCCAGUGACACUCUUUGGGGCGAGACUGAAAAAACGGCUCGAACAAGAAUCCCGAGACGAAGCUGAAGCCCUUCGAAGAGCCCAGGAAGAGAAGACUCAGAACCCAGACCUCGAUAAAGCCCCUGAAGAUAUUGACGUCGUAAAAAAUAAAGAGGACAAGGGAAAUCAGUAUCGACUGAUUCCCUUAGACCUCCAAAAACUCUCUGAAAACGUGAGGAAAAGAGGUUGGGAGAGCCUAGAAAGACUGGAUGAUGCCAAAUCAUCAGAGAAACAGGAUUAUCAUAGAACGAGGGACAAUCACGAGAAUAAGAGGAGAAAGUUAGACGAGAAUGAGAGUCGAAGGAAAAAUUCUGGAGAUAAAUCUGCAUCCAGCAAAAGGCUGGAGAUUGAGGCAGAGUAUUGCUGCCCUGGGGAGACAAUUAAGGAUGAACCUUAUACAAAGCGACAUUAUGAAGACAGAUCAGACUCACAUGGAGGCUCCAGGCAUCAGAAAACUGGCAGUGGUUCCAAGAGUAGAUCCAGGAGCAGAGAGAGGAGCAGAGAGAGAAGCAGAGAGAGGAGGGACAGGAGGGACACUCAUUCCUUGUUAGAUAGGAGAAAAGAUUCCAGGGGGCGGAGCAGAUCACCACGUGGACAUGAUUUGGAGAAGGGGAAAUACCGAAUAAGCAGAAAGGGAAUAAUUGAUAAUAGGUAUGAGAACAGCAGAAGAGAAAAUCCAAGAAAUUGGAAGCGACUGAUUCGAAAACAGGUGAGUCCUGUUAGAAGAGUGAAGUUGCGACUAGGAAUAGGGAGGAGAAAUAAUGAUAGACUGGACAGAAAUAUUCAGGAUAAGAGUAAAUUUAAAAAUGAGGGGAGGAGAGAACCUCGCAUUUUUGAGAGAAUUGAUAGAUUGAGGAAGCCUAGGGAAGCUCCUAAAAACACUCGUGUCAGUAGAAAGAAUAUAAAUAAAAUGAUAAAUGAGACGAAACCGGGAGAUAGGAUGAGGGAAGACUAUAUCCGAAAAAAACCGAGAUCAAGGUCAAAGUCUCUGUCAGCUGAACGAAAAAGACGAUAUUCCGAGGAGAGGACGAACAUUGAAGAGGAUAAACCACUGGAAAUAAUUGUUAAUGAAGAGAAUAAAUUGCAGGACAAACCACUGGAGGUAGAGAUUAAAGAGGAGAAUACGGUGCAGGACGAUUCGGAUGGGAUGGAAGAGGGCGAGAUACCUGAUAGUCCAACUCAUGAUUUUCCAAGUUCCACGUUAUCUUCGAGAAUUGAAAAAAUUAAAGUGUCGCCUUCGAGAGACGACCAGAUUCACCCUGCUGAAAAUGAAGUAUCGUACAACUUGGAUGAUUCCUUGAAAGAGGAAAAAAUCGAGAAUAUCGAGCUGUUCAUUGAGAAGCUGCAGAGCAACGAUAAAGAUUUUUUCCAGGAGACGAGGAGGAGGAAGGACGAUGAGCUAAAGUCAUUAUCUGAAAACUUACAAGCGAAAUCUGAAAUAGUAUCUGACAGCAAAGAAAAUUAUACGGAAGAUGGCAAAGGGAUAAUAGAAAUGACUGCAAAGGUAUCGGAGAAAGAUACUUCGAAUGAAUCGGUGCAUCUCACCAGCAUCCUCGGGGAUUCUUCAGAUGAGGACACCUGCAAGUCAGUACUGAAUCAAAAAAUAACUGAUGUUUCUAAUGAUCAAGUGGACACGCAACUGCCAAAUACGAUUCCAGUGAACGAUUCCAAUUUCCCAAUAAAUUCAGCCACAGAUAACACCGAAAAAAUCUCAAAUACUGCUCUGCAAGAUGUGGAAAGUAACGAAACAAAAUCUCCUGUUCGCGAAGAAAUUGCCGACGAGAAUGUUAAAAUCGAAGAUGCACCGAAAUCAAGUGCGAAAUUAUUGCAAGCACUUCAAAGUCCACGAGUAAUUCUCCAAGAAAUCGACUCAGUAUCGAAAACAGUGAAAUCAAAUGAGUCUCAGCCCCAUAGAGCAUCAUCAAGGGAAAAGGAGAACAGUGUAAAAAGCAGUGAUGUUAAAACAGAUAAAAUAAUAGUAGUAGCUAGAAGAAGGAGAAUCAGAUUAACCGAUAGUUCUACUUCCAUGACGGUUGUGGCGAGUGAGCACAAUAUCGACGAGAAUCAGUAGCGAAGGGAAUUGAAACUAGGAGCUUUCAUAUUUCAAUGUUUUUUUUCUACGAACAAAUGAGGUACCUGA